Molecule: messenger RNA, 2766 nt
Organism: Rhinopithecus roxellana (golden snub-nosed monkey)
Lineage: Eukaryota; Metazoa; Chordata; Mammalia; Primates; Cercopithecidae
Gene: MRE11
Product: MRE11 homolog, double strand break repair nuclease
Exons: 20
Coding region: 245-2371 (708 amino acids)
Biological process (GO): mitotic G2 DNA damage checkpoint signaling; double-strand break repair via nonhomologous end joining; mitotic intra-S DNA damage checkpoint signaling
Cellular component (GO): nucleus; Mre11 complex
Molecular function (GO): DNA endonuclease activity; manganese ion binding; 3'-5'-DNA exonuclease activity
Source: RefSeq, a predicted model, not a curated record
UUCAGGUUUACGGCCCUGUGGGUUUUCAGAGGCAAGUUCGGACCGUGUUGUUUUCUUCUCACGGAUCCUGCCCUUUCUUCCUGGAAAGAAGACAGCCGUGGGUCCCUAUUGUGGGGCUUUGAAGAGUCCAGGAGUGGGAAUUUCUAGAAUUUGGAAUCGAGUGCAUUUUCUGACAUUUGAGUACAGUACCGAGGGAUUCUUUGGAGAGGAACCUGGUCCCAGAGGAGCUUGACUGACCUUAAAAAUGAGUACUGCAGAUGCACUUGAUGAUGAAAACACGUUUAAAAUCUUAGUUGCAACAGAUAUUCAUCUUGGAUUUAUGGAGAAAGAUGCAGUCAGAGGAAACGAUACGUUUGUAACACUCGAUGAAAUUUUAAGACUUGCCCAGGAAAAUGAAGUGGAUUUUAUUUUGUUAGGUGGUGAUCUUUUUCAUGAAAAUAAGCCCUCAAGGAAAACGUUACAUACCUGCCUCGAGUUAUUAAGAAAAUAUUGUAUGGGUGAUAGGCCUGUCCAGUUUGAAAUUCUCAGUGAUCAGUCAGUCAACUUUGGUUUUAGUAAGUUUCCAUGGGUGAACUAUCAAGAUGGCAACCUCAACAUUUCAAUUCCAGUGUUUAGUAUUCAUGGCAAUCAUGACGAUCCCACGGGGGCAGAUGCACUUUGCGCCCUGGACAUUUUAAGUUGUGCUGGAUUUGUAAAUCACUUUGGACGUUCAAUGUCCGUGGAGAAGAUAGACAUUAGUCCAGUUUUGCUUCAAAAAGGAAGCACAAAGAUUGCGCUAUAUGGUUUAGGAUCCAUUCCAGAUGAAAGGCUCUAUCGAAUGUUUGUCAAUAAAAAAGUAACAAUGUUGAGACCAAAAGAAGAUGAGAACUCUUGGUUUAACUUAUUUGUGAUUCAUCAGAACAGGAGUAAACACGGAAGUACUAACUUCAUUCCAGAACAAUUUUUGGAUGACUUCAUUGAUCUUGUUAUUUGGGGCCAUGAACAUGAGUGUAAAAUAGCUCCAACCAAAAAUGAACAACAGCUGUUUUAUAUCUCACAACCGGGAAGCUCAGUGGUUACUUCUCUUUCCCCAGGAGAAGCUGUAAAGAAACAUGUUGGUUUGCUGCGUAUUAAAGGGAGGAAGAUGAAUAUGCAGAAAAUUCCUCUUCACACAGUGCGGCAGUUUUUCAUGGAGGAUAUUGUUCUGGCUAAUCAUCCAGAUAUUUUUAACCCAGAUAAUCCUAAAGUAACCCAAGCCAUACAAAGCUUCUGUUUGGAGAAGAUUGAAGAAAUGCUUGAAAAUGCUGAACGGGAACGUCUGGGUAAUUCUCGCCAGCCAGAGAAGCCUCUUGUACGACUGCGAGUGGACUAUAGUGGAGGUUUUGAACCUUUCAGUGUUCUUCGCUUUAGCCAGAAAUUUGUGGAUCGGGUAGCUAAUCCAAAAGACAUUAUCCAUUUUUUCAGGCAUAGAGAACAAAAGGAAAAAACAGGAGAAGAGAUAAACUUUGGGAAACUUAUCACAAAACCUUCAGAAGGAACAACUUUAAGGGUAGAAGAUCUUGUAAAACAGUAUUUUCAAACUGCAGAGAAGAAUGUGCAGCUCUCACUACUAACAGAAAGAGGGAUGGGUGAAGCAGUACAAGAAUUUGUGGACAAGGAGGAGAAAGAUGCCAUUGAGGAACUAGUGAAAUACCAGUUGGAAAAAACACAGCGAUUUCUUAAAGAACGUCAUAUUGAUGCCCUAGAGGACAAAAUCGACGAGGAGGUACGUCGUUUCAGAGAAAGCAGACAAAAAAAUACUAAUGAAGAAGAUGAUGAAGUCCGUGAGGCUAUGACCAGGGCCAGAGCGCUCAGAUCUCAGUCAGAGGAGUCUGCUUCUGCCUUUAGUGCUGAUGACCUUAUGAGUAUAGAUUUAGCAGAACAGAUGGCUAAUGACUCUGAUGAUAGCAUCUCAGCAGCAACCAACAAAGGAAGAGGCCGAGGAAGAGGUCGAAGAGGCGGAAGAGGGCAGAAUUCAGCAUCAAGAGGAGGGUCUCAAAGAGGAAGAGCAGACACUGGUCUGGAGACUUCUACGCGUAGCAGGAACUCAAAGACUGCUGUGUCAGCAUCUAGAAAUAUGUCUAUUAUAGAUGCCUUUAAAUCUGCAAGACAGCAGCCUUCCCGAAAUGUCACUACUAAGAAUUAUUCAGAGGUGAUUGAGGUAGAUGAAUCAGAUGAGGAAGAAGACAUUUUUCCUACCACUUCAAAGACAGAUCAAAGGUGGUCCAGCACAUCAUCCAGCAAAAUCAUGUCCCAGACCCAAGUAUCAAAAGGGGUUGAUUUUGAAUCAAGUGAGGAUGACGAUGAUGAUCCUUUUAUGAACACUAGUUCUUUAAGAAGAAACAGAAGAUAAUAUAUUUAAUGGCACUGAGAAACAUGCAAGAUAACAGGAAAAAUCAAAAUGUUAUAAGCUAAGAGUUUACAUUUUAAGAUUUUAAGUAUUGUUUCCUGAGCAUGACUCCAUAAGUAAGAAAGUUCUAGCUCAAGGACAUAAACAAUAACAUUGAUUCACCUUGUUUUUUUAACCUGGUUGUUAUAGUAAGAGCUUUGUUUCAAUAUCAUUCUUGAGUUAAGAUUAAAAUAAAGCUACCAUUUUACAUUUCUGCUUCAUGAUCAAAAACUAUGUCAGUAUUUUAAUAUGGUUACAUUUAGCCAAAGUUGAGGGAAAGAGCUUAUAACAUUUAACUUCUUUGUAAUUUUAGUAAUUUCCUAGAGGUUCCGGGUUUCCUGAAAGUAAAACAAUUAAUG